GUGAGAGUGAAGACUAGAAGUGGAAGUUACUAACCACAAGUUUGACAAGAUGUCUGGAGGAGAUACUCGGUACCUGAUGACUAUUGACGAUGGAUCCAAGAACGGAAGACGAUCUCUGAGUCCGGUGUGGUGGAUUGGAGCUGCUGUUGUCUGUCUGCUGCUUCUUCUGCUGACUGUGAUCUUGGUGGCACACAAUACCAGUGCUAUCAAUCAAUGGGAGACAAAGUAUGAAACCCUGAUCUAUAACCUGACAAAAGACAGGACAGACAAUCAACCAGACAUUCAAAAGAGUCGCUCCAGCAGCCUGACUCAAGAAAGAGAUGUUCUCAGAAAUGAAAGCGAAGCUUUGAAAGCUGAGCGCACCACUCUGAAAAAUGAGCGAGAUCAACUCCAGAUACAACUCAGCAACCUGACUGAAUACAAAAAUGCUCUCAAAGAAGAGCGAGACGCUCUGAGGAAUGAACGAGGGGCCCUGACAGCCGAGCGUGGUGCUCUGAAAGACGAACGAGACAGUCUGAAGAGGCUGACCCUCAACCUGACUAAAGACAGAGACACUCUGAGGAACGAGCAGGAUGCUCUGAGAGACGAGCGAGACCAGCUGAUGGUUCAAUCCAGUAACCUGACCAAAGAGAUGGAGGCCCUGCAGAGGCAAUACAAACUUGUGGUUGCAAGUCGAGAUAGGCUUCAAGCGGAGGUCAAUCGGCUCAACCUCAACCAAACAGUUAAAAUUUGUAUUCAGGGAUGGAGCUUGCACAACAACAAGUGCUACUACUACUCCCGGGAAGGACAGUCUGAAACCUGGGAAAAAAGCAGACAAGACUGUCAGGAAAGAGGAGGGGAGCUGGCCAUGCCGAAAACAAAAGAUGAGCUGAAGUUUGUCAGCAGAGGUAACAGCUACACCUGGAUUGGUUUGUCAGACAGGGUGCAUGAAGGCAUGUGGGAGUGGGUGGACGGGACCGAGCUAGAAGGAGAGGACAUGUGGAAAGAAGGUGAGCCAAAUAAUGCUGGAGGAGAGGACUGUGCAGAGGUUUCACGGGAUGAAGUGAAACUGAAUGAUGCACCUUGUAAAAGGAAAUUUUCAUGGGCAUGUGAGGCUUGAUGGUCAAAGGGUCGCAAUUAGAUGUUUAUGUCAGCCCCUUCAAAAUAGAAACCCUGAAGACAGUGUUUUCAUGUGUUUCCUUCUGUAACUCUAUAUGAGAUUAUAGCUAUAUAAGAUGUGUAUCACUGGUGCUUAAAGUAUGGAAAAUCUGUGGAGUUUUUUCUUCUCUCUUUGUUUUUUAUGGAACAUUUUGAGAUGAGACAGAAUGAGUUGCCUCAUAUCAUCACAGUAUUGCAUUUUAACCUUUUGUUCAUGUUUUAUUCAUUAAGACAUUAUUCAGAGGUGACGGUUUUGUAUCUUUUGUAUAUUUUUUCUGUCUGAUUCUAAAAUAAACAGUAAC
Cheilinus undulatus (humphead wrasse) is the source of this 1439-nucleotide messenger RNA. Its product is annotated as CD209 antigen-like. Lineage: Eukaryota; Metazoa; Chordata; Actinopteri; Labriformes; Labridae. The transcript is spliced from 4 exons. The coding region runs from base 50 to 1099 and encodes 349 amino acids. The record is from RefSeq and is a predicted model, not a curated record.